AUGCGCACCAAGCCCCUGGCCACUGUGUCAGAUGGUGUGGCUCCUGAGCUCCAGGCCCCCAUUGCCUGCCUGGGUGUUGGGCUGCUGUGUGAGGCAGGCGUCCUGGGAGCAGGUUGGUGGUACCUGGCUGCUUCCCUUGCCAGCCCCUGGCUGCCCCUGGUCGUGACGGCCAGCCCAGCCGUGCUGCAGACAGUCAGCCACUUCCAGAGGCAGCUGGGGAAAAUAACCAAGGAAAAAUAUGAGACGGACUUGUUUGAAGAUGAAGGGAUGCCUUUUGAGGAAGAAGACCAAGAUCAGGACGCCAUAGGUGGAAAGAUUAUUAACCGGACGUUUCUUUCUCUUUCCCAAAUUAUUGCUUUGUCAGGACAAAAUGUAGAAGGAGUUCAAAAAAAGCUGGAAGAAUUUCUGAAUUUCAAACAGUUAAAGACGUCUUUGAAAGAAGCUGUUUUGCUAGAUUAUUAUACUGCGGGAUUCUGUUGGGCUAAAGAAAUGAACUUCAGUCUUAUACAGCUCUCAGGGUUCAUGGAUCUAUUAAAUUUCCUGUUGGAGAACCUCAGUGACAAACAUAUGACCUUAGGAGAUAAUUUAAAAGAACUUGGAAAAGCAAUGGCUGGAAUAGGAGAAACUGAUUCAGAAAGAAGUGGUGAUUUGAAUUUCUUCAGCAUUGAGCAAGCCAAAGCAGUGAUUGAUUACUUGAAUAUCAGCUUAUUUAAACACUAUAAACUGUAUGAAUACCUCUUCCACAGUCCUAGAGAAGAAUUUGUGAUAAGUAAUGAGUAUGUGAUUGAACUUGCCCAACCUGCAGUUCCCCCCUUCCCUGCUCCGCUGGAAGAAGGCAUGCCUUUGGAUAUCUAUUCAUCAUUCAUAAUAUCACCAACAGCUUCAGAGACAGAAUCUAAGGGGUCUGAUCAAGAGGGUUACCCUGAAGAGCCUGGUCCAGAGGUAGAGUCCUUCGAGGCAGAUGCUGUGGCUGGUGUCACUGCUGAAGAUGAGAAUUCCGCAGUGGAUGAAAUCCCAAAUGAAAUUAUUGGCAACCUUGAGGUACUAUUACUAGAAAGCUAUUCACUAAUUCUGUCUAUGGCGGAGAUAAACGAAAAGCUGCAAAUGCAAGAAGAAGCUUAUACUUUGAGAACAGAAAAAUUAGAAAGUCCUAAAUAG
Egretta garzetta (little egret) is the source of this 1158-nucleotide messenger RNA. It is a transcript of the gene CABCOCO1, whose product is annotated as ciliary associated calcium binding coiled-coil 1. NCBI's taxonomy places the organism in Eukaryota, Metazoa, Chordata, Aves, Pelecaniformes, Ardeidae. The record is from RefSeq and is a predicted model, not a curated record. Bases 1 to 1158 code for a protein of 385 amino acids. The transcript has 10 exons.